CAAAGCUUAAUCAGUGACGCGUGAAGAUGAAUGUCAAAACCAGCAACUUCACUUUGGUUGAUGGGAUUUCAUUUAUGGUUCCUUUUCAUCCAGCUGGCUGUGUUCCUUCAGUGAGAUUAAAUGCAGCCACCAGAAAUUUAGUUUGGAGAAAGUAGCGGAGAUUUCUUUUUUAUGAUUAAAUUUUAUAAUUUCUUGUGAUAAAUUUCCACUCGUUUUCCGCCAUUGUUAAUUCCACUGCGAGCUCAGCUGCCUGCGGCCUCAUGGCGAAAGAGGUCAACCUUACCCCCUUCAACAGUCCCAGCCCGCUCCUCGCCCACCAGUACGACCAUUCGCCGGCGCCUGCCGCGGCCUAUGGUGGCGCCGCCAACCCGUGCGGGUUUGUCCUCACUUUCACCGAUCUCUCCUACAGCGUGAAGAGGCCCAAGAGGUUCCCCUUCUUCCGGAGCGACCCGGAGGAUGUGUUCCCGGGGACGAGGAUGCUUUUAGACUCCGUCUCCGGGGAAGUGCGGACGGGGGAGAUCUUGGCGGUGCUCGGCGCGAGCGGGUCAGGGAAGACCACACUCAUCGACGCGCUGGCAAACCGGAUCGAGAGGGCCAGCCUUCGAGGAACCAUCGCGGUGAACGGCGAAAGGCUCGAAGGCAGGCUCCUCAGGGCCAUCUCGGCGUACGUGAUGCAGGACGAUCUCAUGUUCCCGAUGCUGACCGUGGAGGAGACGUUGAUGUUCGCGGCCGAGGUCCGGCUGCCGCGUUCCGUCUCCAAGUUCAAGAAGAAGGAGCGCGUGCAGGCGCUGAUCGACCAGCUCGAUCUCCGCUCCGCCGCCAAGACUAUCAUCGGCGACGAGGGCCAUCGCGGCGUGUCGGGCGGGGAGCGCCGCCGAGUCUCCAUCGGCUCCGAUAUCGUCCACGAUCCCGUCCUGCUCUUCCUCGAUGAGCCCACGUCGGGGCUCGACUCCACCAGCGCCUUCAUAGUGGCUCAAGUCUUGCAGAGGAUCGCGCGCAGCGGGAGCAUGGUGAUCAUGUCGGUGCACCAGCCAAGCUACCGGAUUCUCGGCCUCAUCGACCGCCUCAUCUUCCUCUCUCGCGGGCAGACGGUGUACAGCGGGCCGCCCCACGGCCUCACCGAGUUCUUGGCCGCGGCGGGGAGCCCUGUUCCUGAGGGCGGUAAUCCGGCCGAGUUCGCCCUUGACCUCGUCUGCGAGAUGGAGGACACGACCCCGGACGGCGUCAGGCGCCUCGUCGCCUCAAACUCCUUGAAUCACCACGCGCGACCGGCCGCCGUGCCCUGCUUCCCUCUGCAGGAGGCCGUGAGGAACAGCAUCGCGAACGGAAAGCUCGUGUCCGGCGAGAUGAUGUACCGCGGCGUCGCCCCUGCUUCGUACGCGAACCCCAUUUGGGUCGAGGUGCUGGCCAUCACCAAAAGGGCGCUGCUGAACAUGUCGCGUACGCCGGAGAUUAUGGCCUUCCGGAUCGCAGACAUGGUCGUCACCGGCUUCCUCCUCGCCACUAUCUUCUGGCGGCUCCGCGACACCCCCGAGGCCAUGCGCGAGAGAAUUAGCUUCAUCGCCAUCACCAUCACCGCCAUAUUCUUCACCAGCGCCGACACCCUGGCGGUCUUCAUCCAAGAGAAGUACAUCUACUUGCGGGAGACGGCCUUCAACGCCUACCGCUGCUCCUCCUACGUCCUCUCCAACGCCGUCAUCACCUUUCUUCCCCUGGUCAUCCUCGCCAUCACCUUGGUGUCGAUCAUCUACUUCGCCGUGGGUUUGGCCGGAGGCAUAGACGGGUUCGUCUUUUUCUUCUUGACCAUCUUGGCCACCUUCUGGGCUGCCAGCGGAUUCGUGACCUUCAUCUCCGGCGUCCUGUCGCACGUGGUGUUGUGUUACACCAUCUCGGCCGCGGUCUUCUCCUACUUCCUGCUACUCAGCGGCUUCUUCAUCAACCGGAAUCGGAUACCUAGCUACUGGAUUUGGCUCCACUACAUUUCGCUGGUGAAAUACCCGUACGAGGCGUUGAUGACGAACGAGUUCAGCUACGACCUGUCCAAGUGCUUCUCCCGGGGAGUGCAGAUGUUCGAUGGCACCUUGAUGGGGAGCUUGCCGACGGCGAGGAAGGAAGAAGUUCUGGCUGCGAUCGGCCAAGCUUUGGGGAUGAAUAUUGGUAAUGACACUUGCAUAAUCACAGGGUCUGAUGUGCUGCAGUGGCAGAGGGUUGAUCAGCUCGGCAAGUGGAACUCUCUGUCGGUGAUCGUGGCUUGGGGAUUCUUUUUUAGGUUGCUCUUUUAUUUCAGUUUGUUGUGGGGGAGCAGGAGCAAGAGGGAGUAGACUAAGGCAGUAAAGAAAAAGAUUAAUUUAAAAAGAAAAAAAAUGGUUAAUAAAUAAUAAUAAGAGCUAGAAAGUGGGAGCAAUUGUAAUUUAUGCGUUUUAUUUUUUUGUGCCAAGUGUUUUUGUUUUGGUUGACUUUUCUUUUUAAUACGGUGGAAGCUAUUGUGCAGUAGAAGGCGUUAAGUUAUUAUGGAGAUAUUCAUAGUUUGAUGUAAUUAUAACUCAUUUUAAGGCGUAUAAAUUUUUAAUGUGUAUUUAUUUAA
Molecule: messenger RNA, 2584 nt
Organism: Zingiber officinale
Lineage: Eukaryota; Viridiplantae; Streptophyta; Magnoliopsida; Zingiberales; Zingiberaceae
Product: ABC transporter G family member 1-like
Exons: 1
Coding region: 261-2321 (686 amino acids)
Cellular component (GO): membrane
Molecular function (GO): ABC-type transporter activity; ATP hydrolysis activity; ATP binding
Source: RefSeq, a predicted model, not a curated record